Messenger RNA from Cryphonectria parasitica EP155, 3213 nucleotides. RefSeq lists its product as uncharacterized. NCBI's taxonomy places the organism in Eukaryota, Fungi, Ascomycota, Sordariomycetes, Diaporthales, Cryphonectriaceae. The annotation marks the transcript as partial. The record is from RefSeq and is a predicted model, not a curated record. Gene Ontology annotation, molecular function: protein binding. The transcript has a single exon.
AUGCUGGAAAGAACGGCUGCAAGUCUGGAGCCAUGCAACUUCCAAAGGGUUCUCCCUCCAACAAAGCUUCCCUUCAAGUCACGACGACGCCUCCAUACUGCUUUCUGGCAACAUGGCGCUGCCGACAUUGAGCUGUCCAACGUCUGGCACGCUCUCCUCCGCGAACCACUCGAGUCUCUCAGCAUCCUGUCCACCCCACAGUCCGCAGGACCUGACUCGUCGAACCCCUCAAUAUUCUUGCUCGACUUCCUGUACCCUCAAGGGGCUACCUCCCUCCUCAGAAAGCUGUCACCAUCUAUCCUAGACAAGUAUGGGCGGCCGAGGCUCCAUUUCCGUGGCGCGGUACCACGGCUUUUCACUGCCUCAGCAUCUCCUUCUCAACAACAACUUCCGUCCCCACCUGGGGACAUGAGAGUGGCCUCAGAAGCGGAAAGUCCUUCCACACAAGAUGAGGUUGAUCGGCGAGCGGAUGACGUCGGCGAGGAGACUGAGCUAGGAAAUGAAGGGGCCUUUGAUGAGACCGAAAAGCAUACACGCGAAGAUACUCCUCACGAUGGGUCUACCACAUGGAAACCUUCUCCUGAAUACGUAUUGGGCCGACUGCGUGACCUCCUGCGAAGAAAUCAGGAGGCCGAUUUCAAUGAUGUCUGGCAGGCCUACCAUGCUAAAGUUCACUCACGGGAGACUCGAGAAGUCUAUCGUCCCCAAUUUCUGGACUACAUCACGAAAUACAGGAGCAAAUCAUCUUUGCUAGCCUUGUGUCUCAAGUUUCACAACCUGAAAACGGUCUGGGACGUCUGGGCACGCUUCCCCGAAGCGCACAGCUCGAAGGCUCUCAAUUUUGAUGACAUCGAACGAUACAUCUCGGUGAAUGAGCUGAUGAAAGGGCUCAUAAUGCUGAUCAGGAGGGUACAGCACCUCGAGAAGGUCGCCAUCCCGGGCACAGACCCAGAGCUCUCCAAGAGCUUGAUGAGCCAUUUCAUCUACCCUUGUAUCCACCGGUACACAAGGCGCUGUCACCCGGACGAUUAUUUCCAGCUGCUCAAGCUCUUGAAGGAUCCCAUCCUAUACGAAGACUUCAUAGGAUAUACCUCCACGUCUCAUAAGUUUCGGCUCGCCAACGACCUGUACAAGCAGUAUCGUCAGCUGCCCGACGUCAAGAUACGCGGCCACAUAAUGCACAAGAUGAUCGAGCUCGUCUACAUCCCUACUGACGACGCUGCAGGCAUGGAACUCGUGCUCGUAGAUUUCUACGGGCGAUUCGGCAGGCUAGACAUCGGGGCUUAUCGCAGGUAUAUGGAGUUCUACGCGCGGAGGGGCGAUGUCAAGUCGGUACAACGGUUGUGGGGCGAGUAUACGACUUAUUACGCUGAGGAGCGCAAGCCCAAACGAAUCGUUGAGGGCAAAACCUUGAGUAACAAGCCUGACUUUCUGCCUAUGCUCCACGUCCAUGCCGUUCGAGGCGAGCUUGGCCAGGUACGCCGGAUCUUCAGCCAGGCCCAGACCAUUCACGGCUCGAGGCUCAAUGUCGUCUGCUGGAACAUCUUACUGAAUGCGCACGCCAAGGCUGGCGCAUACGACGCUGCUGUUCGUGUGUUUGGCGUGAUGAGACAGGCUGUGUCCCUGGACCUAUACAGCUAUGGUACCAUGAUGGGCAUGACGGGCUCAAGGGGCGACCUCGAGUUCACCCUUGAGCUGUAUCGUAUGGCGAAGAACGACGGUUUGAAGCCCAAUGUCACAAUGGUAGACUGUGUUGUCGAGGCCUACUGCCAGAACGACAAAUACAACGACGCCAAGAGCAUCGUUGAAAUGACUACGCAGAAGGGUCGUUUCAGUCGAAAGGAACUUGCGAUUCUUUGGAACACUUUACUCUAUCACCACGGUAUGCGCCACGACUUGGUCACCGUCAAUGAAACCUUGGGCGAGAUGACGCGGUUUCGGAUCGGAUACGACGGCGAGACUUAUGCACACCUGCUGCGCGGUCUAGCUCUUUGCCGACAACCUCACCAUGCUCUCUACCUCGUUCAAGAGGCUGUGAGAAGUAAGACGUGGAAACCAACGUUACAACAUUAUGCGCUUCUCAUGAGCUCCUUCAUACGGAGUGGUCAGCCCCGUGAACUGCUGAGAACCAGCACCAUUCUUCGAGGUCUCGGAUUACCGCAGAACGGAGAGAUGCUUCUGAAAGUUCUUCAAGCUCUUGGCCAGUGGGCCACCAGACAUAAGGAUGCGAGCAAGUCGCGGGCGUACCUCGUGUCGGCGUUGCGCCAGUUCAGAAGAUCCAUCGAAUGGGACAAGGAGCCUCACAAGGCACUCCUCCAGCGUCGGAGCGUUGACCAGCCAUGGGUCAAGCAGGCACCUGAUCCGCCGACCGUUUCACUGCGCAACGAACAGGCAAGCGUCCUUAUCUUUACGUUCACGCAGAUGAGAGAAUUCACGACAGUCCAAGACGUCCUCGAUCUGUGGCAUUCCUCAAGCCCCGAAACGUCCGACAUGCCCGAACCCCCCCUGAAGCUCCUCGAAGCUCUGAUGCUCUCCGCCUUCUACCAGCACAGCUUUGAGGAGGUCCAAGAGAUCUGGGACAUCAUCUUCAACCGAGUUCUGGAACUGUCCCGCGUAGCUGCGCCCGGCAUGAGCCGCGCCGAACCACUGCCAUCCAUGCGUUACAUCCUCACCGAUGCGCUAAAAACGAUGCAGCGCACGUACGCCGCCCAGGACGAUGCUGACGGUCUGCGUAAGACCAUCACGAAGGUCCUCCGUGCCGGUUUCAGGCUGGACAGCAAGAAUUGGAACUACUACGUUCAGUUCCUCGUCAGCAUGAAGAAGUGGCGCGAGGCCUUUAUGGUCUGCGAGGAGCAGCUUAUGCCGUACUGGCGCGGGUGGCAGCGGGUGAGGGCCAAAGUAACCAAGGCUCGGGCUGUGUUGCCGCUCGAGAUGCGCAGGAAAGGGAUGAAUCCCCAUCUGCCGCGGCCAAUCUCCUACACGCUCAUGGUGUUGAGCAAGGCGUACAUGGACCUGGAACAGAUGGCGGCAUGGUCUACCGAGGCGGAACGACUGCUCAAAUACAUCGUGUCCAAAUGUCCUAGUGCCAUAUCCGCCGUAACGACCCAGCUGCGCUCGAGCUCUCCGCUCGAGGAGAAGCUGCUCACGACCGACAAGGCGACCGACGCGAAGGAGCAAAGAGAGAACGAGGCGCAGAAGAAAGACGAGGAGGAC